Molecule: messenger RNA, 3297 nt
Organism: Spirodela intermedia
Lineage: Eukaryota; Viridiplantae; Streptophyta; Magnoliopsida; Alismatales; Araceae
Source: the annotation of a GenBank genome assembly
AUGGAGAGACACAGGGAGAUCAAGGAGGUAGACUUCUUCUCCGAGAGACGGACCGGCGGCGGAGAUGACUCCCACGAUCGCCGGCGAUGCUCCAGUGACCACAAGGAUCCGUCGGUUUCAGGCGUCAAUGUAAGAGGCGCGCAACUACACCCACACAUACACACACACACACACACACAUAGGGAGAGAUAUGGGAAUGGGGGGAAAUUGAUUAUGUCUCGAGGUGGGCAUCUCAAUCGAAGAUAUCUUAUGAAGAACUGACGAGUACUCAUAUCACCAAUCUCGCAGACCAGGCUUCACCUUCGGACGGUUAAUUAUGAGAUUGGAGGAGAAGAACGAGCCAGAUCUGAUCUCCAGGUGCGUCGAAACUUUCUUCGGCAGGGAUUUACCAGACCCAGUUUUUAUUAAUUAUCAGAUCGAUCUAAUUUUUUUCCUUCCGAAACAUCAGAUUAUCCGAUCCUGGAUGUGUUGACGCUGAAGAUCGCAUGUUACUUGUAACCCAUGGCAGCUGACGACCCUCCAGGAUGAGCUUAGCCGAUUAUCCGAGGAGAACAGGAGGCUGAAGGGCAUGGUGGAGAAGGUCACAAAGGAUUACAGUGCCCUCAAGUGUCAGUUCUUCCUUGUCAAGCAGCAGAACACUAAAGAAAACAGCCAACCCAAAGUACGUCUGAUUCUGUCAUUUAUGUUUUUCUUUCAGAUUUUUUUUGAAUGAUGUUUAUUGGGGGACUCACUUUUUGGAUUGUGGUUUCUGCGGUCGUUAGUGCAUUCACGCGAGUUUGGGAAAUGUUUCGAGGUUCCCCGAAAGAAUCUCACACUUUCUUUUCUUUCUUUCCUUCAUUUUAUAUGUGUAAUUUACAUGGUUCCCCAAAAAUGAAUCUCUCUCCCUCUCUCUCACACCCUCCAUAUAAAGUUUUUGGGCAGAUUUCCAUUUUAGCUCGUAACUAGGAAACUUUAUUACAUUCCAUGAAGUUUUAGCUUAUUCUCCUCUCUCUCUCUCUCUCUCUCUCUCUCUCUCUCUCUCUCUCUCUCUCUCUCUCUCCCUCUCUCUCUCUCUCUCUCUCUCCCUCUCUCUCUCUCUCUCUCUCUUGUAUUUUCCGUUGGCGAUUAUUCAAGUGGUUGAUCUCAUAACAACAAAGGAUGAAAUUAUGACCGAUUAUCCCGAGAAAUCAACUGGAUUUGACUGAAUUUGAGAGGAAAAUUCGUUUGCCCUUACCUGUUUCUUAGUUUAUCAUUCUCUUCGACCUCUUGCACCGUCUGCUCCAGAUCGGAAGUCUUCAUGAAGAUUUCGAAGAUCGGAAACCGCUAGUCGCUCAGGGUGGGGCGUAUAUUAUCUCCUCGUGUGGACCAGGGUCCGGGUUUGGACUGCCACAUUAUAUAAUAUUUCUUACAAACAGGAAUCAUGACGUUUAUAUGAUCAAUGAUUUUUGUUACACAUUCCAGUUAUCAGCGUUGGUUUUAGAGAAGUUGGGCUUUCGAGGGAAAGCGGCGUAUGAUUCACUCAUUAAAGCUCGUAUGAUUCACUCAUCAGUUCACCGUGGAAAGCGGCGCCGCCGACCCCUCCGACGUCGAAGACAGAGACCCGUCGCCGUCCUUGACUAACAGUGCUGACACGGCAUCCAAGGGCCACCAACUCACCGCCGCCAAGAGACAUCUCUCUUUCGACGGCCUCUCCUACGACGCACUGUCGGAGAAUGAUAAGAUCCCGAAUGUAGCAAACGACGGCGCCGCCGAGAUGCGCUGCCGCCGGGCGAGAGUCUGCGUGAGGGCUGUAUCAGAAGCGCCCUUGGUCAGCCCUCGCUGCUCAUCAUUCCCAUUCUUCAUCUUUUUACUCCCUGAAAUGGCCACCACUGGUCAGCUCUGUUGUCUGGCUCUUCACUUAUUGGUACUGGUGGGGAUCUUCUCUCAGAUAAGCGACGGAUGCCAAUGGAGGAAAUAUGGGCAGAAGAUGGCGAAGGGGAACCCCUGUCCGCGGGCUUACUACCGGUGCACCAUGGCAGCCGGCUGUCCUGUUCGUAAACAGGUAAGAUAAUCUUCAGUUAUAAUAGUCCUAGAAAAACGAUGAACGAACAAAUAUAUGACCCUUUUGUAGUCAUUGUAUGUUGACUUCCGGGUAGUUGAUCUAUUUAUUUGACUCCGUGUUGUCUAUUUGAACCAUGCACCCCUAGCUUUGACAUUACACUGAGGAUAUCAGCCUAUUAAAUUGGCCUUUGAAGGGUGCAAGUGAGAUGUAGAAUAUGUAUUGAACAGUCCCACACUGAUUAGUAGAUUGAAAUAUUAUGAUGAAAAUAAAUCGACUAGGAUUUGAGUCGAAUAUCUUCACGCUUGAACUUGGCAUUAGAGCAACUAGUUCUUAGAUCUGUGUGCCACAUACUUGUGGUCAAUGUCGUACGCCUUUGACAGUCAAACAUUAGACAUAAGAAAGAGUCUACGGUAAUAAUAAAUCCGAGAUGCAUAGAAUAUCAUACAAUGAACCGCGUAAAGGGCUGCGUUCUAUGGGAGCCCAAGUUUUGGGUUCUUGAGAAAGCAAUUAUUUUUGGACAGGUGAGACGGCCUCAUGGUUCAUGUUCAAUUUACGUCUCGUUGAGAACCUUUUCUGACGCGAGCUGCCACUAUUUCUUCUCCAUGCAAAGGCACGGAAGAUGUCCUGAUGUAAAACAAAGUCAAAUCCGUUGACGAGGUUUUUCAUCCAUGAAGCUCAUACUGUCUCCGAGUGGUUCUUACAGCCAUGCGUGUUUGGCCGUGCAGGUGCAGAGGUCUUCAGAGGACAGGACCAUCCUGGUAACGACCUACGAGGGCAGCCACAACCACCCACUUCCCCCCGCCGCCGCUGCAAUGGCAAGCACCACGUCGGCGGCCGCUGCCAUGCUCCUCUCCGGCUCCAGCACCAGCAGUGAAACUCUCCCCGCAACGGGCUUCUACCCGCCUUCCUACGCCACCACCAUGGCCACCCUCUCACCCGCCGCGCCCUUCCCUACCAUCACCCUCGACCUAACGCAGCCUCCGAAUGGGCUCAUGCCAUUCCAGCAUAACCGCAUGGCCGCCGCCAUGCCAUUCCCAUUUCAGAUGAGCCUCCCCCAGAAGCGAUUGGAAUUCCUCCCAGCGGUGCAGUUCGAUCACCAGCAAAGCUCAAUCGUAGAGACUAUAACCAGUGCCAUCACAGCAGAUCCCAACUUUACUGCGUCCUUGACCGCCGCCAUUUCUUCCAUCGUGGCUGCUCCUCGCAUCGCCAACAGCUCAAAGGGAGUACCGGAGUCACCCCAAAUUCCACAGUCCUGCACCACCUUUUCCACUAACUAG